GUGGUGGUGCAGCAACGGGCGUCGACCGUUAUCACGUCAGUCAAAUUCUUACCCUCAGUCGCGUAUUUCAUCUCGCGAAUGACGAACACGAGAAUAUUAUUUUCCUUCCUCAUCCUUAUUCUCCUUUUCCUUUUUAUUCCACGAAUAAAUGAAUUCAAAUAUCGCAUCAUUUCAUCUCACUUUUCAUUAUUUCUCAUUGAUAUAAAAUUUCAUCUCUCUCUUGUUUCAUAUAUUUUACAUUUUAUUUCUCCUUGUCGCGAAAAAGACAGACAACAUUUAUUUGUCUAUUCGCAGGAAACAUUUCGUUAUCAAAAAUCCAAAGUUGGCUAAGUUUUUGUUUUGUUUUGUUUUUUUUUUUAAUCAAAAAGACGAAUUGAGUAUUUGUCGUGAAAUAAAAACGAUCAGUGUUGAUUCGAAAGAAAAGAAAAAUAAAAGAUAAGAGAGAGAGAGAGAGAGUGAAAAAUUAACGUGGCUUCUCAAUUUCACCGACUGUCAACGUGGUGUGCACAUAACCAGGUGUGCAUCAGAAAUCUUCGGAGUUGUUUACUGGAUUAAGUCAAAAGAUAAAUUUGUCCAAAGACGUUAUACACAAUUUGACACGAAUUGUGUUCAAUUAAUCAUCCCGUUGGAUUCAACACAAUCGAUGCAACUUUAUUAAGAAUGAACAAGAUGUGUUUAUUUAACGUGACAUGAACCGAUCAAUGUUUCCAUUUCUAAAGCAUAAUACUUAUUUUUCAUCGGUUAAUGUACUUGGAUAUAUACCGCGCGUAUAUAUCCAUCAAUCGCAAUUUUCUCGUAUUCCCCUUACAUCAUCCAUUUACAGUGUCAUACGUUACGCGUGCUCUACUUUCUGUCAUACAUCGAAUUCCUUUUAACAAAGGUCUGCGAGAUCCUAAACUAACCCCUCCAAGCAAAUUUCUUAUAUCGUGAUCGUCAAUCGAAAUUCGUUGACGAAUCUCUAUACCUCAUUUUUCUUCAUCGUUAGUUUGAGAACAGGCUUGGGAUUCGUUUACUUUUAUUUGACCCAUAAAUGGAUAAGUGCGAGGGCGGAUAAAUCUUCAGUUAUCAUCAGUGAGAUGUUCCCAUGAGAAGAGUCGUCUGCGAGGUGAUGUCUUGUUGUUGCUGGUGUUGCGACAGCGGGAACAGUACAGCUGGUCCAAGAGGAACAACUGCAACAGCAGCAGCAGCAACAGCGGCAGCAGCAGCAGCAGCAAGUGCAGUUGUUGUUGAGAAUCAUAGUGGGAGCAACGCGAACGGGGGUGGUGGCCUUGGAAUAGCAUCCGGCCUAUCUGCAAUACUCUCCCUUGUCGUUGUCACCGUUGCCAUAAGCACGGGCGAGUGGUUGUUGACUGAGGAAAAGCUUCCUAAGACGUCCUCGAACGCAUCCGUCGAACCGGACAGCAAAGUCACUUACAGUGGGCUCUGGCGCGUUUGUGUGGCCAUAAGCUCGCGUAUGGAAUACGAGUGUUCGAGUAUCGACUAUUUUCCAAACGAGGAGUAUAGUCCUGAUCCCAGUGACUCUACUAUGGCAAUUCCGUAUGCAGUUACGAAGUCGGCCAUGUUUUUCCUCGCGGCUACGUCGUUGCUGGUAAUCGCGGAAAUUUGUUAUUUUGCCGCACACAUUACUCAUCCAAGGCACAGACUUUGUGUCUUCGUAGCUGGGGUAGUCUUCAUUGUUUCCGGAUUACUCAUGCUGGUUGGGAUGGUCAUGUACAUAUCAAUUUUCAAAGCCGAAGUUGGUAGCAAACUUAGGCCGCGAUCAUCUUUUCAGGGACCUCCUUUCACGUAUAGAUACGGGUUUUCAUUUCUGUUGUAUGUGAGUGGCUUCAUCACAACCGAGGUGGCUGGUACAUACGCUAUUUUUCUAUAUAUCUCCUGGCACCAACGAGAAUUGGUACGAAAGGACUUGAGACGCAAAAAUUAUGGGGGUGUUUAUCACUUGGACAAUCAUCACGCAAAUCAUGCCAACCAUGCGCCAUUAGCUCAUGGCAACUUUAUCUGUGAGAGACAUCAGAAAAGAUAUUUCUUUGGAAGGGAUUCCGUCGAUUAUGUCGAUUUCGAUGAAUUUCUACCACCACCACCUAACUUGGAUCAUUACGAUUAUUACAGACAGUUUCCAAGAGAUCUAACUGCCCUAACGGUGAGCACGACGGCGGACAUACUGCAGCAGCAGCAGCAGCAGGAGGAGGAGGAUGCACCGGAACCAGACACGGAUUACAGUCCAAGCGUCCGGCAUGAGUUCGUGACCUUUGACCUCGAGGAUCCAGCACCACCACCAACACCCGUAAGAGGCUCCGACUGGGCCUUCGCAGCUCUCAGAAGAACAACUCCCGUCUGAUAUAGCGUCAGGUAUGCGAGGUUGGUGCAAAACGUCGACUACGAUGACAUGAAUGAUGACAUCGAUGACGACGACGACGAUGACGAUGACGACGACGAAGAUGAAAUGGAUGAGAAAUUGGACAAAUGUAUGGUAGAGGAACAAGAGGAUGUUUUAAUGUUGGACAAAAGCUGAAAAUGAUGAUUCGGAAUUAUAAACCGAAAAGCAAAUCUUUCGUUUGGCCUAUUGGAAAUCGUACGAGACUGUUGAAAAUAUAAAUUUUGGGACAAUUCCUUUGUUGAACUACGAAUAAAUGGCACAAAGUGUUUAAAAAAAAAAAAAAAAGAAAAAAUGGAAAUAUCCGUGGGUUGACACUUGAUGAUAAAAGCCUUGCGAUUUAAUCUGAAAAUAUUAAUCGAUGAUAAAUUGAAUGAAUAUCAUCACGCAAUUAAAUAUGGACGAAUUAUUUAUAUUCUCAUUUAUUGCAAUAUUUGCACACACACAAAAAAACAAUUGUGCAAGCUGUGCGCGAUUCUUUUUCACCUUAUUUAACAUUGUAUAUAUAUAUAUAUAUAUAUGUAUAGGUAUUAUGAUAUAUAUAUAUAUAUAUACAGGCACUAGAAAUAAAUGAAAAAGUAAACGUUCUAUCUCGCAAAUAUUGCAGUCUGCCAGAGUUUUUGUUUUUUUUUGGUACUCAUAAAAAAAAAAAAAUAAAAAAAACCCUGACAGUCUGUGCAGAAUAAAAAUGUCUUCAAAGAUCUUGUCAUAAUUCGUCGUCGUAUCGGAAAAAAAAAAAAA
Polistes dominula (European paper wasp) is the source of this 3115-nucleotide messenger RNA. It is a transcript of the gene Stg-1, whose product is annotated as stargazin related protein STG-1. The record is from RefSeq and is a predicted model, not a curated record. Gene Ontology annotation, cellular component: postsynaptic density membrane; AMPA glutamate receptor complex. Gene Ontology annotation, biological process: neurotransmitter receptor transport, postsynaptic endosome to lysosome; postsynaptic neurotransmitter receptor diffusion trapping; neurotransmitter receptor internalization. Gene Ontology annotation, molecular function: channel regulator activity; voltage-gated calcium channel activity. Lineage: Eukaryota; Metazoa; Arthropoda; Insecta; Hymenoptera; Vespidae.